AUGAAGCUGAUGAUUUUUCUUUUCUGAAAGAAAAAAAAUAUAGCUCUCGUUUUUGCGAGACGCGAGUAUCCUAGACAACAACAAUGGCUGCCUACAUUGGUUUAUGAAUGAAGAAAUAUUUUUAUUGCCCUUUUUUUGCUGUAAGAUACUGGCAGUGGUGAUUCUGCAUUGAAACAGGGAAGAAAUUAAAGGAGAAAAAUGGUUUUAACAGAUCUUCCAUUUGAAAGAAAUGCCCUCAUACACAGCAGGUACAAUGCAAUCUGUCGACCAGGGAGUGCUCCACCAUUUAAGGCAGAUGAAGAAACUCACAGGUCUUCUUCCAAGGACUAUGCAGCUUUCCUCAAAGAUCAAGAGAGAAAAGUUGGACCAGAGGGGUUUUUAGAUUCUAACAGAUACUCGCACUCAUUCCUUAUAAAGAAAGAUGCCACUGGACGUCGUAGAGCUGCCAGUGUCUCAGGACAGCCCUCAGUGGUCACCCUGACCUCUCGUAUAGAGCAGGAUAAAAAGGGCUACCAAAGGCGAAUCAAAGUCAUAGAGGAUCAUAUGUGGCAACACAAACAAGAGGAGAGGGAACUAAAGAGAACAGAAGGGGAUAUCAUUAAAAAUCAGAGGGCAGUCAGACACACGCUCAGAGACUUUGAAAAUGCUAUAAACAAGAAGAGAAUGGCAGAAGAGAAGAAGCUUAGUCAGGGGCUGGAGAAAUAUACAGUGCUUAGAAAAGACCAUGUACAUAAAAAAGAAGAGAGGACCAAAGAGCGUACUAGGAAAACUAUUCUUGAAAAUCAAGAGUAUAGCCAAGAGAGUAGAAAGGCAUUUUUGCACUUGUCCGACUUAACCAGGCAGUAUAAAGCUAAGAUGAGUGAACUCGAGCUGAAGAGAAUGGACGUUAUGAGAAUGAGCUCCGAUUACGAGACCAAAAUGAAAAAGAAGGAGGAGGAACAGUUUCGACUGAAGCAAGAAUUAGCUGACCUUGCAAUCAAACUAAACAUGGAGGCUCAGAAAGGGAGAAAACAAAAGUUUGAUAUGGAAAAAGAAAAGAGGAAGGAGCAAACUAAAAAGAUACAAGAGGAUUUAACAGCUGAGAAGACUGUAGAAAAUAAACUAAUGAGAAGUGAUGGUGAUACAAAAGCAGCAGAAUCAACCAAAAGAAAACUCAGUGCUGAUCUUACUGUAACUAAAUCUCAUCUAGACAUCAAAAAACGAGACGAACAAAGACAUCUGACAGAUACUCAGUUUAGACUUGUAGACAACUCUAACAUACAGAAACAGUUAAAUGAAGCUGCUGAAUAUGCAGAGAUGGACCUUAAGGCAAAACAAAUAGAUAAAAAUGUAGAGGCUCAUAAUAUGAGAAGAAUACAUUUAAUGAAUUCAUCAUUGAAAGCCAGAAAAGAGAAAGGUGCUCAGCAUGAAGAAAUCUGCCAAUCUAGAUUCAAGAAGAGAUUCAAUGAUAAACAGCGCUUAGAACAUGAAGACUCCCUCAAGUUUUUCCAGAAAAUGGUGACAAAGGGUGAUGAUAUGGAGCACUCUUUGUACAAUAAGAUGAGGAAUGCCGAGUACGCUCGCCAGAAGCAGGAGCAAACGGUCAGACGAAUGCAGCAGCAGUUAGCGGAACUCAAGAGGAAGAAUGCCAUCCGAGUUAAAAACGAGCUCGCUGAAACUCACAGGGAAGAGACUGAGCUUGAGCAGUCACUUGUACGAGAAAAGGCAGAACUGGACAAGGUGCAUGCACAGAGAGAAGAGAGUUAUGAAAAAUUGCAGAAACAUCGGCAGAUGUUGAAAGAAGACAAACACAUCUUAAUGGAGCAUGAACGGGAGCACAACAGACUGCUUCGGAUAGGAGCAAAAACAGAUACAGCCACUGAAGCUUACUAAGCUGACUAGACUGUUGACUGUUAUUGGUUCAAAAGAAGACUGGCUGGUACCAUUUUUACCCCAGGUCCUGUGUGACAACUUUACAGUCAUCCAAGCAUUUUGUAUACAUUGUCUUCAUGAUGCUAACCCAGUGUAUCAGUUGAAUCAGGGUCACUGAAGUGUUUUGCUAGGGGCAGGGUCAUCUGAAUGUUUAAGAGUUGCAUGAAACCUGUAUUGUUCCCUUUCCUCUUGAUUCAUGGUUGAAUCUCUUGCAAGUAAACUGAAAGUAAAUCACAGUCAUAGUUUGCAUUUCACAAAAACAUAGGAAAAGCACAACCCUGAGAAAUUUAUUCUAGUCACCAACGUUCACAGACAGAAUUACAAACUGGUCAUUCUAUCAAUUCUAUAAUUGGUGGCCCUAAAUUCUGUUCAGAUUUAGUUAUAAUAUUAAGCACCUAAUUGGCUUUUACAAAAGAAUUGCUUAAUGUACUUAUGAAUUGAUUAAUUCAUUUGCAUUCUAAUGGUGUGUGUCUUGUAUGUUACUUAUCUUACUUAAGACAUUUACCCUGUACAGGAUAUGUGAGUUCUUUUCAAGUUGAACAGGAGAGAAUCAUUUUAACCAUGAUGCCUUACUUCUAGUUAAGGGUGUCAGUUUUAACUUCUAAAACUGGCUUUUAUUGCCAUUUUUUUGUCAUUACAAUGUUGAUUUUUUUCUUCAAAAUUGUAUCCUCUUUUAAUUUAAUCUUGUUUGCAAUACAUGUAUGUUUUACGAUUCAGACAGAAAUUAUAUAAGUAUACUAUUGGAGAGACAUUUAUAUGAAGUUUAGAACCAAAAAAUUUUAGAAUUGUAAACAGAUAUAGAAAAUAAUAUAGAAUGUGUGAAAAUGGAUCAGAUGACCUUAAAAAUUGACUGGAUGUAUUUUGUCACUUCUUUUUUUUUUAUGUUGAAUAGUAUUCAGGUGUCUUUACACAUUUGGAAGUGUUUGGUGCUAGAAAUUCAGGGACUUUUGCCCUAAACUGUCUCUAAAAUAACCUUUUUUAGCACAUCUGGUUAUCAGUGAGAAAAAAAGAUUACAAAAAUACAUUAGCAACUUGCAGUUGUGUAUAUAAUCUGGAAUCGGAACGGAUUAUUUCUGGGCAACAAAUUCAUAUUUACAAAUUCGCACAAAGUGAUCAGAAUUACAGUCUAUAAUCUGUCUCCUAAGAGAUGAAUAAUCCCAUAAAUUUAAUUCAUGUUAUAUUUAAUGUAAGUAUUAAAAUGACACAACCACAAUUAUAAUGUGACAAUUUGAUACAAAAUGUUUUAUUAGACAGUCAAUUUGGUGACAAAAUGAUGUUUUAAUCUGCAUUACUGGUAAAUUCAUGGGGUUUCAGAUGUCCUAAUAACACUACUUUAAUGGGGAAAUGAGAAGAUAAAGUGAUACUGAUUUAAUAGUCAGUCUAGAAUUGUGUUGUUUGCAUACAAUGUUACAGGAUAUAAGAACUGCCUUUUGUUGAAGUUUUGUUGCCUUUUUUUAAUGCAUGCUUUAAAAUAUCAGUCUCAUUGUGGUUGUUCUACAUAUAUUGAAGAAAUCAUUUUUAAUGGGAAAAUCUUUUUACUGCAUACAGAUACAAAGAGAAAAGUUUAUGUUGUGUUUUAAUCCAUGAGUAAAUCUGUAUUUUGAUUUAUGUGGAUGAAGAAUUUUUGUCUGUAUAUUUUCAAUCACUCUGUGCCUCCAUGUCAUGUGCCAACAUAAACUAGAUCUGUCUUGGGAUUUCAUUACAAGGCCUUUGCUUUGAAGAUGAUGUUAUUUGUGAUGUUAUACAAAACACAGUAAUUACUGUUUACUGAUUUAUGUCACAUUUUUAUUUUCUGGCUGUGAGAAUUUAUUUUUAUUUUGACAUACAUAUCUGUGUUUUUUUUUCUAACUAAGCAUACUCUUUACCUUGUGUUAAAAAUAAAAUGACUCAACUUUUUAAAAUUUAUACUAUUGUGAAUUUUUUUGGGUCUAAAUUGUGUGCCAAGUCAUCAUGUGUGCCAAGUCAUCAAACAUUUUUACAGUAAGUACGAUUAUGUGACUCUAUAUUGGACGGUGUGCUUAUGCACUAAGAAAAUAAAGUUGCAUGUCGGCUGGGUUAUAUGUCUUGUAAAAUGCCAGA
This is a messenger RNA of Saccostrea cuccullata (small rock oyster), 3990 nucleotides long. RefSeq names its product trichohyalin-like. Lineage: Eukaryota; Metazoa; Mollusca; Bivalvia; Ostreida; Ostreidae. The transcript is spliced from 14 exons. The record is from RefSeq and is a predicted model, not a curated record. Bases 199 to 1872 code for a protein of 557 amino acids.